Aspergillus affinis is the source of this 1170-nucleotide messenger RNA. Its product is annotated as starch binding domain protein. Gene Ontology annotation, molecular function: starch binding. The coding region runs from base 1 to 1170 and encodes 389 amino acids. Lineage: Eukaryota; Fungi; Ascomycota; Eurotiomycetes; Eurotiales; Aspergillaceae. The record is from RefSeq and is a predicted model, not a curated record. The transcript is spliced from 3 exons.
AUGAAGAAUUCUUCCAUCUUCGUUCUCGCCGGUCUGUUGACUUCGGUCGCCGGCCAUGGUUACCUUACCAUCCCAUCGAGCAGAACGAGGCUAGGAUUUGAGGCCGGCAUCGACACAUGUCCCGAAUGUUCGAUCCUGGAGCCCGUAGCAGCAUGGCCAGACCUCGAAGCCGCGCAGGUCGGUCGCUCCGGACCCUGCGGCUACAACGCCAGAGUCAGCGUCGACUACAACCAGCCCAGCAAUAACUGGGGCAAUUCUGUAGUCGCGACAUACACUGCCGGGGACACCAUCGACGUCGAAUGGUGUGUUGAUCACAACGGUGACCACGGUGGCAUGUUCACCUACGGAAUCUGCACCAACCAAACGCUCGUCGACCUCUUCUUGGAUCCGGACUAUCUACCUACCAACGAUGAGAAGCAAGCCGCCGAGGAUUGCUUUCUCGCCGGGGAACUGAAAUGCAAAGACGUUGCGGGCCAGAGCUGUGGGUAUAACCCUGACUGCUCGUCGGGUCAGAGUUGCUAUCAGAAUGACUGGUUUACAUGCAAUGCUUUCAAUGCCAAUUCGAAUCGCGGUUGUCAGGGUGUGGAUGGUGCCGCGCUUAAUUCGUGCAAGACCACGAUUGCGGGUGGAUACACUGUGACGAAGAAGAUUAAGAUCCCCAACUACUCGUCAAAGCAUACCCUGCUACGCUGGAGAUGGAACAGCUAUCAAACCGAGCAGGUCUAUCUAGGCUGUGCAGACAUCGCCAUCACAGGCGGCUCAGGGUCCUCGACCACCACUACGGGCAGGACCAGCACCAGUAUCAAAACAUCGAGCACCAUAUCCUCCACAACCUCGUCCGCCACCUGCACAGCUGCCACCAGCGUAGCUGUGACCUUCAACCACCUCGUCACGACAUCCUACGGACAGAAUAUCUACCUCACCGGAUCGAUCAGUCAGCUUAGCUCGUGGUCAACGUCCUCUGCCAUCGCUCUCUCGGCCUCUUCGUACACAUCUUCCAAUCCGUCGUGGAAGACAACGGUGACUCUGCCACCUGGCACGACCUUCGAGUAUAAGUUCCUUAAGAAGGGAUCUGACGGAACGGUGGUGUGGGAGAGUGAUCCGAACCGCUCGUAUACUGUUCCGAGUGGGUGUGCAACUGCGGCUACGGUGGCUGCGACUUGGAGAUAG